Messenger RNA from Choloepus didactylus (southern two-toed sloth), 1092 nucleotides. Its product is annotated as ETS translocation variant 3-like protein. Gene Ontology annotation, cellular component: nucleus. NCBI's taxonomy places the organism in Eukaryota, Metazoa, Chordata, Mammalia, Pilosa, Megalonychidae. The coding region runs from base 16 to 1092 and encodes 358 amino acids. The transcript has 5 exons. The record is from RefSeq and is a predicted model, not a curated record. Gene Ontology annotation, molecular function: sequence-specific DNA binding; DNA-binding transcription factor activity, RNA polymerase II-specific. Gene Ontology annotation, biological process: regulation of transcription by RNA polymerase II; cell differentiation.
CCCCUGCUACGGACCAUGCACUGCAGUUGCUUGGCCGAGGGUAUCCCUGCCUUUCCCGGCAACUACUGGAUCUCAGGCCUGACCUUCCCCGACUGGGCCUACAAAGCCGAGUCGUCACCGGGCUCCCGGCAGAUCCAGCUGUGGCACUUCAUCCUGGAGCUGCUGCAGAAGGAAGAGUUCCGCCACGUCAUUGCCUGGCAGCAGGGAGAGUAUGGGGAGUUUGUCAUCAAGGAUCCAGACGAGGUGGCCCGCCUCUGGGGCCGCAGGAAGUGCAAACCACAGAUGAAUUAUGAUAAGCUGAGCCGGGCCCUCAGGUAUUACUACAAUAAGAGGAUCCUGCACAAGACCAAAGGCAAGAGGUUCACGUACAAGUUCAAUUUCAGCAAGCUCAUUGUAGUCAACUACCCUCUGUGGGAGGUGCAGGCACCACCAUCUCCCCACUUGCUGCUGGGGGCCCCUGCACUGGUGCCCAUGGGCCUGCAGAGUGAGCUCCUGCACAGCAUGCUGUUCACCCAUCGGGCCAUGGUGGAGCAGCUGGCUGGGCAGCGGACCUCCCAAGGGCCACCAGGGGCCUCUGGGGACAAGAAGGGAAGCAGCAGCAGCAGUGACCACAGACUUGGUGCUGCCCCAGGCCCCUGCAGACUCGGCCCUUGCUGCCAUCUUGGGAGCCCUCAAGACCAGCUGCCAAGUUUUGCCUCCCUCACCCCUCCCCUCCCACCCCCUUUGCCUGGCAACUGGACUCACUUCUCAGCGUCCUUCUUGCCCCCUAACCCUGCAGAGCAGCAGCUGCUCGGAACCUCCAAGCCAGACACCCUACUUCCCAGAAGUGGGUGCCCCCCGGGGGCCUGGCACUUUCCUAGACUUCCCCUGGUGGCGGGGCUGAGACUGGGGGCUGGAGAGAGGCUGCGGCUCCUGUCCCUGAAGACUGGGGGGCUGGGGGUAGAGCCCAAUCCCAUGUUGGGGGCAAAAGGGUGCCCAGAUCCCAGGGGAGGCUUCUCCUCAGAGGCUAACAGACUCAAAACUGGGGAGGAAAGGCCUGCACCCCGGAAUCAGGAGACCUUCAAAGCAGCGUGGCCCUCAGAUCCUCCUUAA